Molecule: messenger RNA, 980 nt
Organism: Eufriesea mexicana
Lineage: Eukaryota; Metazoa; Arthropoda; Insecta; Hymenoptera; Apidae
Product: paired box protein Pax-6
Exons: 4
Biological process (GO): regulation of transcription by RNA polymerase II; anatomical structure development
Molecular function (GO): DNA-binding transcription factor activity, RNA polymerase II-specific; RNA polymerase II cis-regulatory region sequence-specific DNA binding
Source: RefSeq, a predicted model, not a curated record
UGGCAGAACUCGAGGGGGGCGCCCAUUCGGACGAGACGAAUAGCGGUGGUGACAACAGCAACGCCGGAAGUGUGUCUGGGGGCACGGAUGAUGACCAAGCGCGUCUCCGUUUAAAAAGGAAGCUUCAAAGGAAUCGCACAAGCUUCAGCAACGAGCAAAUCGAUGCUCUCGAGAAGGAAUUCGAGAGGACGCAUUAUCCAGACGUUUUCGCCAGGGAGAGAUUAGCCGGAAAGAUUGGUCUCCCGGAAGCACGAAUACAGGUGUGGUUUUCGAAUCGGCGGGCGAAGUGGCGGCGCGAAGAGAAAUUGCGCACGCAACGGAGGGACAACCCGCAGCACCAGCAGCCACAGCAGCAACAGCAACAGCAACAACAGUCGCAGCAGCAGCAGCAGCAACAACAACAUGCCGGCGGGGUGAGUCUGGUCGGCGCUGGCCAUCCGACACCGCCACCGGCCUCGGGUAUUUUGGCUGGUCAACCACCACCACAAGCACCGCCCUCUCCGCCCAGGAUACAUCAUGGUUUCGCACCCACCGCCGUUUAUCCCGGAAUACCCAGCAUGCCUGAUUCAUACAGUCCCAUGACGUCCAUGCCGAGUUUCACAAUGUCCGGUGGCAGUCAACAGAACCAGCACACGACCAGCAGUAUGUCAUCGUUAUCGACGGGCGGUGGGAUGGGCCCUAUGGGCAUGACCGUAGGCAUGACGGUGGGCCCGAGCCCCGGCGCCUGUCUUCAGCAACGGGACAACGGCUACUCGUGCGGCGUGGCUCGGCCACCAAGUUACGAGCCUCUUCAUCUUGGAUACGGGGCCCGGCCCACCUGCAGCCCCACUCAACCGUACCACACCGCGGGCCUGAACCAGUACAAUCAGAACACCAGCUCGACCGGUCUGAUAUCACCAGGUGUCAGCGUACCAAUUGCGGUACCAGGUCAACCAGCACCAGAUAUGGCAGCGCAAUACUGGUCCCCAAGGCUACAGUGA